Molecule: messenger RNA, 795 nt
Organism: Colletotrichum costaricense
Lineage: Eukaryota; Fungi; Ascomycota; Sordariomycetes; Glomerellales; Glomerellaceae
Exons: 3
Coding region: 1-795 (264 amino acids)
Molecular function (GO): chitin binding
Source: RefSeq, a predicted model, not a curated record
AUGUAUCCUAAGCCUGGUAGUGUUUUCGAAAACGGCGGGAUUGCAAGUCUUGCGAUCCUUCUCUUUGCCACGACGGUGGACUGCAUCACUCCGCUAUCAUCUGGCCUCGCUAGCACUGGAAAAUGCAAGCCGGUGACUUGGGAAGAUUCCACAACCCCCGGCCGGCCCGCGGCCACGAUCUCACGACCACGCGCAUGCACAACUCACACAACCAUUCAUGGGAUCAGAGGUGCCGAUACAAAGCCUGGAGAGAUCAACUGUCGCUAUGCUAGCGACACCAAUGAGAACGUGGGUCCGGAGACCUGCCAAGAGCUCGCAACUCGUUACGGGAUUACACUAGACAAGUUCUUCCUCCUCAACCCUUCUCUGGACCGAGACUGCGGGAACAUACUUCCUUGCGCCUCAUACUGCACUCGUGGAUUUGUUGAACCGAAAAGGGCGUGGGAUGGCAUCUGUGGUCCGUCGCGCCCAGGCGUGACCUGUGUCGGGACUAAUGGGCAAUGCUGCAACUCUGAGACUUGGCGAUGUGGUCAGAGAGACAUAGACUGUGCUCCUGGCACUUGCUGGGAGGGUAUUUGCUGGGGCCACAAGGUGUACACCACCGAUGGGACCUGCGGAUAUGCCAACGGGAAUCGCAAGUGUGCUGGCAAGCAGGGAACUUGCUGCAGCAUUUAUGGCCGCUGCGGCAGAUAUGAAGACUUUUGCGGCGCUGGAGUUUGCCAAUCCGGAGACUGUGAAAGUUCACAGCCACAUAUGGACGUAUUCCUCAUGAACGAACAGAUAUGCCGCAUUUGA